AUGUCUUUCCAAGAUAUGCAGACAUUGACUCCGGAUUUCACUAUGUUCCUACUGAUUUUUGAGUGGAUGAAAGUGGAAGAAGUGUGCAAAUUUUUAGGAAUAUUUCAUGAAAUCACUGAUAUGAUUUCCGGGUUCGAGUAUCCAACCGCUAACAUUUUUCUUGUGGAGCUCUAUAGGAUUAAAGAGCUUUUAAAUGAAAAAGCUCUUAACCCUUUUGAGCAUAUUCGGGCUAUGGUUGGAAGUAUGUCUGCUAAAUUUGAUAAGUAUUGGGGGGAAAGUAAUGUGCUACUAUCUUUGGGUGCAAUUUUGGAUUCGAGAUACAAAAUGUUUCUUAUUAAUCAUGCUUUUCCGGUGAUUUAUGGUGAGGAUGCAGCUCCUAGAUUCGUAACUAAGAUUAGAGACAUUUUUUAUGAGCUUUACAAUGAACAUGUUGAUUGUCACAUUGUUUCCCAUUCUGAACAACAACAGAGGCAGGUUGUAAAAAAGAGACAAAAUAAAGGUUCUAGUUGUUCUAGUAAGAAACAGAAAAUGACUAGACCUGCUGUUUUAACUGGUAAAGAAAAGUUUCACAUGCAUGUGAGUGAAAUUGACAGGGCUCUACCAAAAAAAUCAGAUUUAGAUGUUUAUUUAGAGGAAAGUAGGUAUGCUUGUGAUGCAAAUGCAAAUCUGGAUGUUUUGGGUUGGUGGAAAGGGGAAAGAUUGAGAUUUCCUAUCUUGUCGAGGAUGGUUGCCGAUAUACUCUCCGUUCCUGUUACAAUUGUGGCUUCAGAAUCUACCUUCAGCACCGGAGGUAGAGUAAUUGCUGAUCGACGAGCUUCUAUGUCAGUUGAGACGGUGCAAAUGUUGCUUUGCGGCAACGAUUGGAUCCGCAAUUUUCAUGGCCUAAAGAAUAAGUCUCGCGAAUCACUUGAUGCGGCCGAAUCAAUCUCAUUUGAGGAAGUUGAACUUCUUGAAUCAUUCACAACCUGA
Molecule: messenger RNA, 969 nt
Organism: Coffea arabica (coffee)
Lineage: Eukaryota; Viridiplantae; Streptophyta; Magnoliopsida; Gentianales; Rubiaceae
Product: zinc finger BED domain-containing protein RICESLEEPER 2-like
Molecular function (GO): protein dimerization activity; DNA binding
Source: RefSeq, a predicted model, not a curated record